Molecule: messenger RNA, 7763 nt
Organism: Enhydra lutris kenyoni (northern sea otter)
Lineage: Eukaryota; Metazoa; Chordata; Mammalia; Carnivora; Mustelidae
Product: casein kinase 2 alpha 1
Exons: 13
Coding region: 203-1378 (391 amino acids)
Biological process (GO): protein phosphorylation
Cellular component (GO): cytosol; protein kinase CK2 complex; nucleus
Molecular function (GO): protein serine/threonine kinase activity; ATP binding
Source: RefSeq, a predicted model, not a curated record
CGGCCGAGCCGUGUGUCUCCUCCUCCGCCGCCGCCAUAUUGUCUGUGUGAGGAGAGGGGAGAGCGGCCACCGCCGCUGCCGCUUCCACCACAGUUUAAAGAAAACAGGUCUGAAACAAGGUCUUAUCCCCAGCUGCUUCUGAACACAGUGACCACCAGAUCUCCAAACAUCAAGUCCACCUUCGUUCGCCAACCUGUCUGACAUGUCGGGACCCGUGCCAAGCAGGGCCAGAGUUUACACAGAUGUUAAUACGCACAGACCCCGAGAGUACUGGGAUUAUGAGUCACACGUGGUGGAGUGGGGUAAUCAAGAUGACUACCAGCUGGUUCGAAAAUUAGGCCGGGGUAAAUACAGUGAAGUAUUUGAAGCCAUCAACAUCACAAAUAAUGAAAAAGUUGUUGUUAAAAUUCUCAAGCCAGUAAAGAAGAAGAAAAUCAAGCGUGAAAUAAAGAUUUUGGAGAAUUUACGAGGCGGUCCCAACAUCAUCACACUGGCAGACAUUGUAAAAGACCCUGUGUCACGAACCCCUGCCUUGGUUUUUGAACACGUAAACAACACAGACUUCAAGCAAUUGUACCAGACGUUAACAGACUAUGAUAUUCGAUUUUACAUGUAUGAGAUUCUGAAGGCCCUGGAUUAUUGUCACAGCAUGGGAAUUAUGCACAGAGAUGUGAAGCCCCAUAAUGUCAUGAUUGAUCAUGAGCACAGAAAGCUACGACUAAUAGACUGGGGUUUGGCUGAGUUUUACCAUCCUGGCCAAGAAUAUAAUGUCAGAGUUGCUUCCCGAUACUUCAAAGGUCCUGAACUACUUGUAGACUAUCAGAUGUACGAUUAUAGUUUGGAUAUGUGGAGUUUGGGUUGUAUGCUGGCAAGUAUGAUCUUCCGGAAGGAGCCAUUUUUCCAUGGACACGAUAAUUAUGAUCAGUUGGUGAGGAUAGCCAAGGUUCUGGGGACGGAAGACUUAUAUGACUAUAUUGACAAAUACAACAUUGAAUUAGAUCCACGUUUCAACGAUAUCUUAGGCAGACACUCCCGUAAGCGAUGGGAACGCUUUGUCCACAGUGAAAACCAGCACCUUGUCAGCCCUGAGGCCUUGGAUUUCUUGGACAAGCUGCUGCGAUAUGAUCACCAGUCACGGCUCACGGCAAGAGAGGCCAUGGAGCACCCCUAUUUCUAUACUGUUGUGAAGGACCAGGCUCGAAUGGGCUCGUCUAGCAUGCCGGGGGGCAGUACGCCUGUCAGCAGCGCCAAUAUGAUGUCAGGGAUUUCUUCAGUGCCAACCCCUUCACCCCUUGGACCUCUGGCAGGCUCACCAGUGAUUGCUGCUGCCAACCCCCUUGGGAUGCCUGUUCCAGCUGCCGCUGGCGCUCAGCAGUAACAGCCCCUUCUGUCUCCUGAUGCCUAAGCAGAGGUGGGGGAGUCUGCGCUCUCCUUGAUGCAGCUUGCGCCUGGCGGGGAGGGGUGAAAUACUUCAGAAGCACCGUGUCUGAACCGUUGCUUGUGGAUUUAUAGUAGUUCAGUCAUAAAAAAAAAAUUAUAAUAGGCUGAUUUUCUUUUUUUUUCUUUUUUUUUUCCUUUUUUGUUUUUAACUCGAACUUUUCAUAACUCAGGGGAUUCCCUGAAAAAUUACCUGCAGGUGGAAUAUUUCACGGACAAAAAUUUUCCCUCCUUUCAAAUUCAGUUUCUCAUCACUAAAGAACAAAGAUGAACCAGCCUCAAUCCCGGCUGCUGCAUUUGGGUGGAGAUAUUUUUCCAUGUCCACCACUGCUCCCCCACCAUCCCACACUAUGGGGGGUUAAUAUCUCAUGCUCUUCUCCAGAGAUUACAAAAAUGUAGCUUCUUCAAGGGAGGUGGGAAGGAAGGAGGAAGCCCAAGCUUAAGGCCAAGCUACGAGAGCAGUGUACUGCUGGUCACUUUUCCUCACUUUACUCCAAGUGCUUCAGUGGGGUUGUCCUGGUGAAUUUAGUGGAAAUAUGUCUUUAUUUCAUUGAGAUGCUGAAAAUCUCCCCAAAGUGCAGACAGGUCCUGAAAACUUUUGUUCAAUAUGAAUCAUGUCUUACUGACCUAACCCUAAAUCCAACUCACUUCUGCUUUUAGUUUCAGUUCUGUUAAUACCUUCCCUCCCGGGCUCCUUGCCUUGGUCCUCUCUCUUUCAUCUCCCCGUGUGCUCUGUAGCUGGUGGGAGGGGAAGGAAAAAUCUUUUCCAGUUUUCUUUGACUUGGCCAUUUUGAAUUCAGUUACUUACUGGGCUUAACUUAUUGCUUUUUACAAAAGAAAAACAUUGUCUGUAUAGGUUUCAUGCUAGCAACUCUUUAAGAGCUAAUGGAAGAUGUGGCCACACCAGGUUUCAUCUUAAGCUUUCUACCUUCUUUUCUUCUUUUUUCCCCUUCCUUCACAUGCCAUCCAGUGAGAAGACCUGCCCCUCAGUCUUGUAAAUGUAUCUGAGAGGUAGGAGCAGAGCCACUAUCUCCAGUGAACCUGAAAUGGUAGACCUGUAAUUGUGGGAAAACUAUGAACUCUCUUGUUACAGCCCUGCCACCCCUUGCUGUGUGUAUAUAUAUAAUACUUUGUCCUUCAUAUGUGAAAGAUCCAGUGUUGGAAUUCUUUGGUGUAAAUAAACGUUUGGUUUUAUUUAUCAAGGUUAGAUUUAAGUUCCCUGUGUAAAGGUCUCGCUGGGUGGGUGUCUCACGUUCACAUCUGAGGGGCCUGCAGCCCUGUACCGUGGAGGCUUCCCAAGGCCCCCAUUUUUAUACACCCCUCAUUUGACCCAUGGUACCGGGCAGGGCAGAGAGGCCUUAAAAAAGCACCACAAGCCAAAGCGUCUCUGGGGAUUAAGGAUCCUUUGCCAUAAAACUCAUUUUGUGUCUCAGCAGUGCAGGGAUUGGGGAUGGAAAAGUCGCCAGUUUUUGUGUGUUUGUGUGUGUGUAAAGUGGAUUUUCCACUGUAAUCCAACCACCUAAGUUUAUCAGGUGCUUCACUGAGGAAGCCUAGUUUUUUAAGCACAAUAGCAAAACCAUCAGCUCUGUAUUUUCUCCUGUUCUUUCAUUACAGUAGCUGCUUGUGGGAACUAGGAAAAAUUCUUCCAACAUAUUUGAAGGCCUAAAGUCUUAGUUCCCUUUUCUCCUACCUUUAUAGAUCAUAAGCCUUUCUCGCCUGGGCGCCAUAGACAAGCGUAAUCGUUUCACGAGUUGAAUUUAAUGAACUUAUCUAACUUUAUAACCCAUCUUGGCUCUAGUAACUUGAUCAAGGUGGUGGCUUUCGUGAAUAUAAUGGUAAACUCUAGAGGAAGCUAAAGCCUCCUUUUAUAAUGCUUCUCAACCAUAGGGAAAACAUUCUGUGUGGCAGGGUGAUUUUCUUUCUUGUGGCCACUUAACAGUGGAUAUUUAUUGUUCUUGAAACCCUUUUAUGCCCUGGAAUGCUGUGGGGGUUACCAUGUUGAAUUUGUGCAGAAGCUAAAAGCACCAGAUGUGCCAGAGUUGCAGUUUGUGAUACGUUUGCACUGGAUUGUGAUUUGAACAGGACACUUACGACUAAUGAAUUCUUCCUUUCGAGGUGGGGAGGAGGGUUGUAAAUCGGGACUUCACAUCCCACCAUUAUAGCUCAGAGAAUCUAGUUGUGUCUGAGGCUGAUGUGGGGAGCUGCAGACAGCUGAACCUCCUAAACACGCAUCAGACCUUGCAGGAGACGGAAAGUGAAUGCAGAGGACUCUGAAAUGCCACCUGAGAGCCUUUUAAAAUAAAUAGAAGUUUUUAAAAUGCUACUUAAGGAGUCACUGCAGAAGCAUGAAAAAAAGAAGACCCAGUUGGGCGGGUGGGUGGGGGGCAAGGGUUUACAGAGUAACAACUUCUGUGUUGUUGUAAAUUACCUCAUCUGUAUACCUUGUAUUGGGACACUUUAUUUCUCAGCACUACCUGUGUCUGCGUUGAUGAGAUGGCAGGAAAUGGAAUGCCAAUAUAAGACAGUUGUGUUGGCAAUUACUCUGAAAGGUUUUUUAAGUAUUUUUUAAUUUUGUUUGAAGUGGUCCCCCCCUUUUUUUUUUAAGUUUGAAGUCAGAAGUUUCCCUUCGCCCCCUUGACUUAUUGGUUGUAAUUGUAUUGUAAUUGGUAUAACAUAAAACAUAACUGUGCUGGGAAGAAGUUGUGCCAUGAAGGUCUUUAAUUUUUUUUUAAAUAAAAACAUUUAAACAAAUGAAAUGUCCCUGCAGCCUGAGCAGUACGCUUCUCCAACCGACACCGUGUGUGAUAGAUGGCUUAGUUCUCAUGUGCUCUGAAUUUAAUACUGGGUUGAUGGAGAUGUGACGUGGGAUGGAUUCAGAUUGGUUGAGGAGCACUGAAGUGGAAGUUUUUGACCUCAAGAGUCAGUGAAGAAAGCAUCGUGUUGUUGCUAAACAGGAUUGGUUUCAUUCCUGCCUUGUCACUUACUUGGCUCCUUGGCAAGUUACUUAACUUGUGAAUCUGUUUCAUCAUCCAUAAAAUGGGGCCACUGCUUUCUUGGGAUUGAAUAAUUGAGAGUAAAUGUCAAGUAUCAGGCACCUGCUAUGCUGUUGAUAACCCUGAUUCCCCAGGCCCCCUGGUAUGGAGGAUUGGUUCUGGGCCUGGACUUUGCAAGUGAUUCACAGUACGAUCCUUCCUCUGGACUUCCUUGUCCUCUUUGUGCUCGGUCAGGGUGUGGUUGGGUGAGGUGUCUUUUCAGUUGCUGUUCAGCUCUAACACUGAUUUUAGAAAGUUUGAGUGGUGCUUACAUGAAGAGGUCCACGGAGACAGCUUUGUUCAAUAGCAGAAAAGAUCGUUGUUGAAUAAAUGGUAGCAAGCCCUGUGGAAGGUCAGCCUUGGAGAUACCUAACCCCUGGAGGCAACUUGCAGAGGCCUGACUUGAAGAUGUUCUGGAGAGCUUAUAGGAACAUAUUUGGCAGCUUAAACAGAAACUGUUCAAAGGGCUGGUAAAAGAAGUGAAAAAGUUCACUUGCUCAUCAGUGCCAAACAAGUAAAUUCUCCAAGAUUAUAUACUUGAAUUGCCAUUUGAUCUUCUCAUUUAACUACAAUUUUUAAAAAUUGAAAUCAAGAGAUGCUAUUAUCUCAAACUUCUAGUUUCCUUUAAAUGUUCAUUGCAUACUAUUUUAGGACAUCUGCUUGUUAUUAAUAUUGGGAGUUCAAAUGUGGUUCAGGUAAGAGGAACUAUUGUGUAAUAUCUUGUAUCAGAAAUGCCUAACUUUCAUGAACUUUAAUUUUACUUCCAUUUUAUACAUGAGACAGGAAGACUAAAUUGCUCGAGUGGGCCUGUUAGAGACAGAGGAAUCUAUUUUGUAAAAUUGUCUUCAGAGUAUGGCUAAUUACCAUAGUCCUAAAAUAGUCAAGAAAAUUGGAGAUUGGUUGGCAGGUUGGGGAAUUUUAAUUUCCUCUCAGUCUUUAAAUUCUGUCUUGCCUCACCUGUUGUCAAGUGUGCUUAUAAUUAGAACUGACCAUUUGAACAUCUCUUGAAAAAUCUAGUUUUUCACCACUGCCUAUAGAUUCCCAUCAGCAGAUUCUCUCCCAAGAUUAGGGUUGGGUUGAGUAUUUGCUCAGCCAUCAGUCCUUGACUACCCCCAGCUGGUAAUCUCCUCCCUUGUGCCUCACCUCUAGGGAUUAUGGCUGAUUGUCCUCAUGGGACGUGCUUGUUAGAGAGGCUGUCUUACCCCAGGGCCUUUCCUACUUGAGGAAAAAGUUAACUGAAAGGUUUUGAAGUAAAGUAGUCCGUGAUUCCCUCCUCAGAAAACAGGUCUAAAAAAUUUGAUCCGAGCAGAUACCCUAUCUCAAGUCCCCUCAGCCUGCUUCCCCCCACAGCCAUCACUACCGCCUUUCCCCUGUCUUGUAACACCUGAACUUUUAUUGUAUUACUGUCUUUCCCCACCCACAGGUGAGCUCCCUGCUGAUGUUCUGUAUCUUACUAAUCUGUGCAUCCUCAUAAAACCUUUUUUUUUUCCUUUGAAAAGUGCACCAAUGUCCCUCAGGAUUGAAGAGGAUUGAAUAGAGUAGCACAUGGAAAAUGCUUAGCACCAUACCAGGCUUAGAGCAGAUGCUCAGUCAGUGGUGAUACCAUCUUCCACUCCAACUUCCACCUUCCCACCCUGCUACACACACAGUAAGUAAUGGAAGUAUUAUUGCACGAAGAGCAUCUCAAGAUCAGAAGACUCCUGCCCUUAAGUUUGCAGCUAUAAUUAUAAGCCAUGGGUCAGACUUAAUUAACAAGAAAAUGUUUACUUAAUGAGCCCUUGGUGAAAUAAAAGUUGCUGAAGACUAAGCAAUGAUUUUGACCAAUUUAGUAGACUUAGAUGCUAACAGCCCUGAUUUCCACCACUUGUAUAUGAUAUGAAAUUCAGACUAUUCUCCAAGUGAAACAGAUGUGUAGAGGAUGUCACAAGGUAGUCUGGUUCUGGAGUCAGUCUUAAUGUAUUCAGGUACUUUGUAGAUUUUGUAUCUUACUAUGAUUCUGUGCUAAAUUGUACCACUUCAGAGAAGUAACCCAGUAGAACUGCAGAUGUACUGGUUCUAAGCAGAGUUCUGUCUGGGUGUGUGGUUUAGGGUCAGUUACUUAACCUCUCAGAAUCUUCACAAGUGAUUUAUUGUGAUAAAUUCAGAUGAAGCCCACUUUGCCCUUUAUUUCCUGAUCAUAUCCUCUUCUCUUCCUCCCUGCCCCAGAUAUUGUAAUACUUUCUUCACCUGUAGAAUUGGGGUCUAAAUACCUGUUUCAUAGGGUGGUGGUUCACAUUUGAUGAUCAGUGUUUGGAAAGUGCCUGGCACACACUACAGUUGGACUAAGUGCUCGUUUCCAUUGUACAGUUGUGCAGAUUCAUAUACAGAAAGAGGAUCUCACAAGUAUAGGGAUCCCACAGGUUGGUGCAUUCAUUCCUACAAUCUCACAGUAGAUGGUGGUAAAAUGUCAUCUUUAAGAAAAAAAAAACCCAUCCAUUAAAUGUGACCGAUUUUCAGUGAUGUAAGUCGUUUCUAAUUUGCAUGAAGGCCAGCAUUGCCUUGUCUGUUCCCACCCCAUCUCACUCAUUCCCUCUAAGAUUGUUAUCACUGUCUCCUUUGAAUUUUUAACUCAUCUACUGAAAACUAAAUAUUCUUGCAGUGUACCAAAUUACACUGCAGAUUUGCCUCCCUGUGGCCAUAAUCACCAGGAUUCUUGGUGGUCUCAGUGUAAUGCCUCCAGAUGGGAGCUAAUAAAAUGGCCAAUCCUUUUCUUGGAGAAGUUCCUGAGGGGAUUGUGUAUUUCUGAGUCAGCUUCAUUCUUACAUCACCUGCUUUGACAGAGUUUUCUUGCCUUCUCUAAUGAGGAAAAAGGAAAAGCAGCAGCAGCUGGUAAGUGGUUUCCUGAUCGCACCCUGUGAGUCAGUCUCAGCUAUAGAUAAACAUUUGUAGACUUACCUAGAAAGGAAGACGGAGGACAUUGCUUUUUUCUGUGUGAACAGUUCUGGGAACUCCACAGUGAAUUUCCUAUGAAGAAGCUUACAUACCCACAGCUCUCCACACAUGCAUACCUUCUUCUGCUCACCAAAUCACAUCCCUCCCUCUCAGGAUUCCUUACACACUCACCUUAUUGACCAGUCUUUCCAGAGUUUGUUUAUAUCAGAUGCCCUUCAGCAAACAUUAUUUGGUGUUUAUGAACCCAGCCCUGUGCUAAACAAUGGAGACUGGUAGAGAUAAGACAUAACCCCAAGCGGAAAUGUGUUCUCGUCAAAUAGAAAAAUGGGAAACAAAACUAUGUAUAUGAGAAACUUUUUAAAA